Magallana angulata is the source of this 417-nucleotide messenger RNA. RefSeq lists its product as uncharacterized. The transcript is spliced from 4 exons. Lineage: Eukaryota; Metazoa; Mollusca; Bivalvia; Ostreida; Ostreidae. Bases 67 to 417 code for a protein of 116 amino acids. The record is from RefSeq and is a predicted model, not a curated record.
CUUGAUGAGCAGGUGUGAAUUUUCUUUCUUCCUGGUUUUUGUGUUUUGAUUUUAUUUGGUGCUAAAAUGAACGAUCUACUUUGUGUGUUUGCGAUAAGUUUAUUUCUUGUUACAACAAAUGGACAAUGUCCGGAUAAUGCCGAGUCACUUGAGUCCUUAAAAAUUUCUUUGGCUGUAUUUGUGGGGAUUUCGACUAUUUUAACAAUAUUGAAUACCUAUUUCUUCAUUAAGCUUAGAUUAAGAGACAAAUCUAGGACCAAAACGGAUAUCCCAAAUGUUAUCAUAAGUCAGCGAGGUGAAAAUGAACCGAAUGCUGAAACUUACACAGAACUCGGAAAUAUGGCAUCAGGAGAUUCUGAAAACAAGUACGAGUCUAUAUCACGCCAGGAAAACAACAUAAACACGACUUUCUUAUAA